GUCCGACACCGACACACGGUGAGGACGGACACCGACAGACGUACCAACAGCCGCGGGGAUGUAAAUGAGACGGACUCGGGCUCGGCAGGGACGGAGGGCUGCUGUCUGUCAGAGAAUGCCACAGCAAGCGAAAGCACCGCCUGCGUUAGCUCACGAUUGUAAACAAUUAGCUCCCAAAUAUAUAAACGCAUAACAUUUAGUCGUGAUUUCCGUUAUAUUUUAUUUAUUUAUUUAUUUUAUUUUAUUUGUGAGAGGAUCGUCCGGUGGACUACGUUAAACAUCCUGCAGCCAGCAUGCCUCCAGCUCAGAGCCUUCAAUCCAGCGGACUGACUCUCUCAGAAACCAGCAUGGGCCGCAGCGCGUCACUGCAGGUGCGGCGACGUUGAGUAACCACAGUAGCCUGGAUGUUUGGCUCCGAUGGUAACUGACUGACACGGAUUUUUGGCAGGAUGCUCGGCUGCUACCAUGAAAAUGUUAAGGAAUAAAACGGUUCCUUUAAGAGGAGGAAGAGGAAAUCCAUAAUAGUGACAGUGAUGCUGCUCAUUGUAUCUGUGCUUAUCCUCAUCUUUGGCCUGGCAGCGACCACCAGGACGCAGAACAUCACAGUGGGCGGCUACUACCCAGGAGUCAUUCUGGGCUUUGGCUCUUUUCUGGGAAUUAUCGGCGCUCAUUUGAUAGAGAACAAGAGGCAGAUGUUAGUGGCUUCUAUUGUCUUCAUCAGUUUCGGAGUGGUGGCUGCCUUCUGCUGCGCUAUUGUUGAUGGAGUUUUUGCUGCGAGGCAUAUUGACCUGAGGCCUCUGUAUGCCGGCCGAUGUGAGUAUCACUCCAGUGAGACAGCGUCUGACCGAGACGUGCCCUGUCAGACAUCAUCACGCACGUCCUGUAAUCUGCGUGUGAAGAGCAACACCUGUUACUGCUGCGACCUCUACAACUGCGGGAAAGAACAUCCUCUUAUGGGACUUCAGAAUAAAGAUGUUUUGAAAAAGUUUAGGAAAUCAUCCAUGAUUUGGAACCGAGUAGAGGUGAUUGGAGGCUAUCAUGAAUACACGGAUGUGAAGAGCUGCCAGGAUGUGGUGCACCUCUAUCACCUGCUAUGGUCUGCUACCAUCCUCAACAUUGUGGCCCUCUUCCUGGGCAUCAUUACUGCUGCAGUGCUGGGAGGCUUCAAGGACAUGACUCCUUCUCCUGCCUCAGAGAGUUCAUCUGAGCCAGAGGCCCUCACAGCUCCAGUCCCCUCAGAGCCUCCUCCACCCACCACUUCUCUCAACUCGUAUUACAACACUGCCCCCUGCCUGCCGCCUUACACUGCCUACGACCUGCAGGGCUCCUACAUGUUCCCUGACUCCUCAGGCCUGUCAGAUGACUCCCAGUCUGGAGCCAGCCACCUGUGGCCCACUAUGAUCCCUCCACGCUACUCCCCUCCUCACAACCACCCUGACGAGAAGCCCCCACCAUACAGCCCCUGAGAUGGCUUCGAGCAAAGAAAACACCUGAAGCGUAAUCAGCGUGUUGUUAGAUGCAGAAUGAGUGGUUUGAAUGCACAACCCCUCUGGGCUUUUCCUCACAAUCCUUCAGAACUGCAGCGAAGGAAAGGUGGUGAGGAGGAGGUUGGCCACAGAGCACACCAACUUUAAGUUCAGCCCAAAACAAGGGAGCGAGUGUUCGUCUCCCCCAGGGCGCCACUCACACUCUGGCCUGCACUGUGUGUUUGUGUGUGUGUGUGUGUGUGUGUGUGUGUGUGUGUGUGCGUGUGUGCGCGCACAUACUCAUCAAGAGAGAGGUAACCAGCCCAAAGCCAGGGCUGUUUACACAUCUAUCUGCCUUAAUGCAAAUGGACUUCCAGCGCAGCGGCACUCUGUCAUCUGGAUGUAUUCUGUACAAGGUCAAAACAACUCUCCUCCAGCUCAUGCUUUACGUCCACCUCUCUUUAGUACAUAGUGUAAAUGCUUCCUGCCUCAAGUGGUACAGAUGUUAACAUCCUCACUGUUUGCUCUGCGAGGAUCUGAACUGAUUAGCACAGCUACGACCCUCAUGUGAGAUUCAUAAAGAGUUAGAUGAAAGCUUUGGUGUCUUUCCCCAAACCGGAGCAGCUAGAAUUUCAAUUUUAAAAAAACUGUAGAGUUGCAGGCCCAAGCAUUUGGUCCUGUAGCGGUUAAUAGAGUCAGUGUACAUUAUCAAAGGCAAAGUUAGCAUUAAUGGAGGUAUUACAUGCUCAUAAUGUAUGUACAGCAGUAUGAUAAUACAGAUGCUCCUUUAGCACAGUUAGGCCUAAGGUAAGCAAACAGAUCAUGGUAUCUAUUUAUCAGCUCUUCACUUUAUGUUAAAGAAUAUCCUGAUCAGUGUGUGGUGAACUUUACAGAGCAGUGUUAAUGAUGAAAUAAGCUAUUCUACCUACAGUAGUUGUUGAGGAAAUACAGUUAAUAAUCACACUCUGAACCCUAUUUAUUGUAUUUUCCACUAAAAGCUGCAAAGCAGGUAAGCAUAUGUAUCUUUCUCUCUCUUUGUAAGUAGUACUAAUGUCACAUCUAUGAGCUGAAAUGUAUUUUCUCUGUCAGGAAUAAGACUGAGUGCGGAAAAAGUCAGUGCUGGAUUCACUGACAUGUUGAUGGGAGAUCAUGAAAAGUCAAAGGAGAAGAACUGUUGGCAGAAAUGUAAACUUAGUCCAUGUCCAUGAAACCAGUCUGUCAGAUUUAAUCACUGCUUUUUAUAAUUUAAACAACACAUUCUCGGGGCUGAUAAAGUGUCAGUUCCUUUUUUUUUUUUUUUGUCUUGCCAUUAAAAAAUGUUUUGUGUAACUCACAUAGUGCGUUUCUUUUUCCAAUUCCACCACUUUGGUGCAGACUCAAAUAUCUCAGCAACUAUUGGACAAGUUGCCACAAAAUUGUACAUAGACAUUCAUGGUCCCUAGUAGAGGAAAUCCGCUGACUUUGGUGUCCCCCUUGACUUUUUCUCUGGCGCCACUAUGAGGUUGACAUUUCUGUUUUUUGUUUUUUUGGUGAAAUGUCUCACUAACUGUUGGAUGGAUUGCCACGAAGCUUGAUGCAGAUGUUCCCAUCAGGGUUUAACUACCAGCAUGUUAGCACGUUCACAUUAUUUAGCAUUUAGCUCAAAGUGCCACUGUGCCUAAGAGCUCCUUGCAUGGGUGUAGACUCUGUCUUGUUUAUCUAAACUGUGUCAGAGAAGUUGUCAUGGUUGAAUCUUAAGGGACAGGAAACAGGAAAGUUUACCCCUUUCUUACAUUUUGUCUCAUCAUAUUAGUGAAAUAAACUCUUCCACCAUCUUCCA
Molecule: messenger RNA, 3285 nt
Organism: Toxotes jaculatrix (banded archerfish)
Lineage: Eukaryota; Metazoa; Chordata; Actinopteri; Toxotidae
Gene: tmem255a
Product: transmembrane protein 255A
Exons: 11
Coding region: 534-1466 (310 amino acids)
Source: RefSeq, a predicted model, not a curated record